This is a messenger RNA of Crotalus tigris (Tiger rattlesnake), 1735 nucleotides long. RefSeq names its product adenosine A2a receptor (gene ADORA2A). The record is from RefSeq and is a predicted model, not a curated record. The transcript is spliced from 3 exons. NCBI's taxonomy places the organism in Eukaryota, Metazoa, Chordata, Lepidosauria, Squamata, Viperidae. Gene Ontology annotation, biological process: adenylate cyclase-activating G protein-coupled receptor signaling pathway; G protein-coupled adenosine receptor signaling pathway. The coding region runs from base 388 to 1602 and encodes 404 amino acids. Gene Ontology annotation, cellular component: membrane. Gene Ontology annotation, molecular function: G protein-coupled adenosine receptor activity.
GGCGGGCGGGGCGGGGCGGGGCGGCCGCCGGGUCGGUCAGCGGACUCGAGGGCAACCAGCGAGCCGGGAGGAGCUGCCGGCCGGCCGGCACUGAGCAGAAUGUCCCACGGAAUGUCCUCUGCACCCUCUCCAAAAGUGGUUCUCUGGGAGGAGAAGUGAAGAGCUGCUGUCUCUGCCGGGAGGCCUGCAGCAAAGGCAAAGAAUCGCCCAGGGACUUUUGCACAGAAACCGGCGUUUGGCGGCCAUCUGGAGAAUGACUCGGCUCUGUUUUCUGCACUGCCUGGAGCUUGGCCAAGCCUUGGCCUCCUGAAGGCCGGCCCGCCCUCUCUGCCAUCGCAGCCUGGAGAGGCCUGCAGCUAUGGACACGAGGGUUCCCAGGUCCUCACCAUGCUCGUGUCUGGGGACAAGAGCUUCCUUACCAACAUCAUCUACAUUGUCUUUGAACUGGUCAUUGCCCUUCUGGCCAUCUUUGGGAACGUCCUGGUCUGUUGGGCCGUCUAUCUCAACAGCAAUCUGCAGAAUGUCACCAAUUACUUUGUGGCUUCCCUGGCGGUAGCUGACAUCGCGGUGGGGGUCCUGGCCAUCCCCUUUGCCAUCACGAUCAGCACUGGCUUCUGUGCCUUCUUUUACGGCUGCCUCUUCAUCGCCUGCUUUGUCCUGGUGCUGACCCAGAGCUCCAUCUUCAGUCUUCUGGCUAUUGCCAUUGAUCGGAUUAUUGCUAUCCGUAUGCCUCUCAGGUACAAUGCUCUAGUGACCAACUCACGUGCCAAGGGAGUCAUAGCCAUCUGUUGGUUCUUAUCCUUUAUUAUUGGCCUGACGCCAAUGCUGGGCUGGCACAGAAAGACUCUGGAAGAGAACGGGCAAAGUGAAAAUAGAACCAACUGCAGUAGCAAUAUGAUGCAUUGCUUCUUUGCAACUGUGGUCACCAUGGAUUACAUGGUCUACUACAACUUCUUUGCAUGUGUGCUGCUUCCUCUCCUUCUGAUGUUUGGGAUCUACUUGAAGAUCUUCAUGACAGCCCGGCAGCAGCUCAAGCAAAUGGAAAACAAGAUGAUGCACGGGGAACGAUCCCGAUACAUUUUACAAAAAGAAGUCCAUGCAGCAAAAUCCUUGGCCUUCAUUGUUGGGAUGUUUGCUAUAUGCUGGCUCCCAUUACACCUGAUCAAUUGCUUCACCCUCUUCUGCCCUACUUGCAGAGAGCCUCCCCCCGGGGUCAUGUACCUGGCCAUUAUCUUGUCCCAUGCCAACUCCGUGGUGAACCCCCUGAUCUACGCGUACCAGAUCCGAGAGUUCCGCUGCACCUUCAGGAAAAUCAUCCAGCAGCACAUCCUGUGCAGGAAGCAAGGCUUCAAAUCUGCCAUUGCCAGCCAGAGGACUUCUCCUCACGACGGGGAGACUGAAAACACCACCGUGCAGAUCAGCAAAUAUUCCCUCGAGUUCUACUGCGGCAGAGACUUCAGGGGCAUCCAUGGGGGUGGUUCUGGGGGGGAGAGCAUCUGCAUGGAAUGGACCCCAAACCAAAAUGGACUAGCUGGAGAAGUGAAUGGGCACCUUGUACUUUCCUGCAAAAAUGGAGAGCUCCAGAAAAAUGGAACCGCUUAGCCAGGAGCCUCUUGGGCAGGGGUGUCAAACUCAGUUUCAUUGAGGGUCGCAUCAGCAUUGCGGUUGCCCUUGGGGGCCUGGGUGGGUGUGGCCACGGUGGGUGCGGCCUACUGGGUGGGCGUGGAUGGAGUGG